GUUCGUGUCCCAUCCUCUGCCCUCACCCAAAAUGGCCGCGGCCGCGUCCGUCCAUCCCUGAGGCGGGACCAGCGCUGAGGGCGCGGAACGCGGAGGCGGCCGCGGGUCCCUUUAGAACGCGGCUGGAGCCCGGGCAGUGAGGUUUCAUGAGUCAAACUGGGCUGUUGGGAGUUUCUUUUGAAGAUGUACAUGUUGGUUGAAAAACGCACAAAUUCCCAUCUUCAUCUAAAGAGGUCACCUGGCAUCCGAUCCUGGUCUCUCUGUGUUGGAAUAGCCUCCAUAGGUUUGGCUGCUGCUUAUUACAGUGCAGACAGCUUGGCAUGGAAGCUCUUCUACAUGGCCGGGUGUUUCUUUGUGGCAGCCCAGAAUCUGGAGCAGUGGGAGGAAGCUGUAUUUGAUAAGAACAAGGGAACAAUCUGCCUAAAAACAUUCAACCUCUACAAAAAAAUACUGACUUUGUCAAAAGGAGGCAAUGAACAAGUGGUGGCUGUGCUGAACGAGAUCCGCGAUGUGAACGUGGAGGAGGAGACCGUGCGCUAUUUCGGGAAGGGUUACCUGGUUGUGCUGCGCUUUGUCACUGGAUUCUCACACCCGCUCACCCAGAGUGCAGUGCUGGGCUGCAGAAGUGAUGUGGAAGCAGUUGCCAAACUCAUUACGAGUUUUCUGGAACUGGACAGAGUAGAGACCCCACAAGAUUUCUCCCAGAGCAGCGAAACAGAGGCAAGUGAUGCAGAUGAACCACAGGUUAAAUAGUGAUGGUCAUUGUGAACUGAAGCAAGCAGAGGCUUUCGCACAUCUGGAAAAUAUUCUAAUAGUUCUUCAGGAAAAGAAAUCCUUCACAACCUUGACCUGGGCAUUUCUCAACAUGUGCAUUUUCAAUGAGUGGAAUCUGUCUUAGGGCACACUGUUUAGUGCUAAACUGCUUCAGGACCCUGCAUGUGGACACUGCUGGCUUUUGAACUUUGUCAGCUUAUCAAACUUGUCUAGGAAUAGUUAUUUAUUAAUGAAUCAGUUUGAAAUAAUUGCUUUUCCAUUAAUGAAGUGAAGAUACAGAUGUGAACUUCUGCUUACUGCAAACAUUUGCUGCAGGUACGGUAUAUGCAACGGUAGAAGAGUUGAAUUUGUAACUCAUAACACAAUACUUUGAGGUUUCCCUUUCAAUAUAUGCAAUUAGGAGAUGCAGAGUAGUGGCACUUUUAUGUUCUCUACUACUGACUUGCCACUGGGUAUCUGUGGAAAUUAAAGUCUGAGUACCUCUCUUGGAAUUCUAAACAUCAGGUUGAUCAACCUGUAACGGUGUCUUAUCUCAGAUUCACCAAGAAGCCAUAAAUAGCGAAGGAAUAAUGAUCAUGAUGAGACAUAUUUAGGAUGUUCUACCUUAAUCUUGUUCUGCUUAAUUUCUGGGCAGGAAAGAACAAUCUUUUUCUCAACCUCAAUGUUUACUUUUUAAGCUGUGUAUUUAGAAAGGAAGAAGGGACAUGUAUUACUUUAGGUAGGGAGAAGACUGAUGUCAAACAAGGUGGUAGCCUAGAGUUGUUGAGUAUUUCCUCACUUGAAAUGAUACCGAAGUGCUAAAUAAUAACUUUUUUAAGGUAGCUGGCAUAGAUUAAAUGUUUGACUUGUACCUGUUUUA
Messenger RNA from Parus major (Great Tit), 1633 nucleotides. RefSeq names its product cytochrome b-245 chaperone 1. The record is from RefSeq and is a predicted model, not a curated record. The transcript has 7 exons. Lineage: Eukaryota; Metazoa; Chordata; Aves; Passeriformes; Paridae. The coding region runs from base 184 to 753 and encodes 189 amino acids.